AUGGCCGAAACAUGGACUCACCGAUGGACGAACACACCGAACCCCCUGAGAUCGGGCUUCUACGCAGCGAACCAACUCGCACCGAAGCUCAGACCCACCAAAUGGUUCAGAAAACUCGACAGAAAACCCUUCAGCCACGUAAUCCAGUUCCGAACAGGACAUGCUCACAUCGGCGAGUACUACCACCGAUUCAGAAUUAAUAGAGCAUGUCAAUGCGGUAAAUCAACACAAACGAGGGUCCACAUUCUGACGGAGUGCCCCCGGACAAGCAGACACAGAUACCUACUAGGACGCGGAAACCAGACGAAAUUCCACAUCCUCAUGGGCAAGAUGAAAGGCAUAGAAAGGCUUGCCAAUUUCAUCAAAAAGUCCAAGACAGGCGACAAACCAACGACAACAAACACACCGCGAGGACCGCCAUCGCCUGACCGACUCACAGGAUAG
This is a messenger RNA of Cantharellus anzutake, 444 nucleotides long. RefSeq lists its product as uncharacterized. NCBI's taxonomy places the organism in Eukaryota, Fungi, Basidiomycota, Agaricomycetes, Cantharellales, Hydnaceae. The coding region runs from base 1 to 444 and encodes 147 amino acids. The transcript has 2 exons. The record is from RefSeq and is a predicted model, not a curated record.